Molecule: messenger RNA, 5261 nt
Organism: Drosophila pseudoobscura
Lineage: Eukaryota; Metazoa; Arthropoda; Insecta; Diptera; Drosophilidae
Gene: Rgk1
Product: Rad, Gem/Kir family member 1
Exons: 17
Coding region: 313-4500 (1395 amino acids)
Cellular component (GO): plasma membrane
Molecular function (GO): calcium channel regulator activity; GTP binding; GTPase activity
Source: RefSeq, a predicted model, not a curated record
GGCAACGGCCACUGGACAGGGAAGGGGGCGAGAAAGGGCUGGUGCUGAAGCUGAAGCCGCUGGAACCGCAGGAGCUAGAACAGGGGCAGCUCGCAUCACAGGAGCCAGGACAGGAGCUGCUGAUGCAGAUGGGAACCGCAUCAAUGGCCUCGUCCAGAACAGACAGACGUGGCAGAUAGUUCCGCCAAGACAUUAUCCAAUAAUCUUUAUCAACAGCCACAGUCACAGCCAGCGCUGCAGCAUCCGCGCCGCGUGCCUACCUCCACCUCCACAUCCAGCUCCAGGUUAAGUUUGUUGGAAACUUUAGUCUGCAUGACAGCCGAUCCGAUAUCCCUGUGCUUUUGGAUUUGUUUGCAGCCUGACCGCUAUGUGCCCGGCUCCCCCAUUUUUCGCGACAGCAGUCCAGCGCGCCCCGCCACCUCAGCCUCAGGGGCGCCUAUAACAGCUGCGCCCGCCCCGACCACGUCCAGGAGCCGCACCAAAGCCAUGACGGCGGCCGUAACGAAUGCAGCACAGGGCAGAGGAACCAACAGCAAUUCCAACGCCAUUAAAUCCAGGCCGCCCACCUGCUACAUGAGCACCCGAUCGGCUGCCAUGAUGGCCCUGACUCUGGGCCAGACAUCGGGGGGCAGCUCCAACGUGAAAUCCUCUUCCGCCCAACAAACUUCCACUCCCGUUCUGCCCCAGGCCGUGUCCAUUCCGCGCUCAUCGCCGCGUCCCACCAACAGGAACGUCCCGAAUGUGGCUUCACCAACCAGCAGCGCGUCCAGGUCGAAGCCAUCCACCCCAACGGCAACGCGGGCAGCAGUGGCCGCAGCUCUGAACGGCGGGGGAAUCUUCUCCGGCGGCAGCAACUCCAGCGGGUCGGACAACGAUGGCUUCAGUACUUCCGGCUCGUCGACGGCCACGGCUCUGCGGCGGCUAUACUUUAAGAGCGGUCGCAGCAUCAAGAACAAGAUAAAUGCCUCGACAUCCUCGUCGACAGCGACGACACUGAACGGUCUGGCCCUGAAUCCCGUGUCCAGUGCCUACCACAAUUCCGUGAGUGGAUGCGGACCGGCGAUGCAUAGCGUGGGCGUGGGAGGUGGGGUGCCCAAGCUGGUGGUGAUGGGCACAUCGUCGGCCUCUAUUCCGGACACCAACAUCAAUACGUCCACAGACUCGGCCAGCACUCUCAUCACGAACGUAACCCACACGGACACCUCGGAGACGUGCGAUUCCCUGGACUUGGGCGACAACUCUGGUCCCAGCGAGCCGCUAUUCAGUUCACUGGAGGAGCCCCUGCUCACCGCCAUUCAAAUCGAUUCCGAGCACGAGACGGGCGGCUGUGGUUCUGCUAAUGGACGCAGAGGCGUCGGCACUGAGCUGGAACUAACGAGCUGCUCGCGCUAUCCGCCGAGGCCCGACAUGAAUCUGCAGGACAGCACAGAGAGCCAAGAAUCCUGUUUAUCCAUCCUGACCGGCGACCAAUCGUCCACCACUCCACUGCUCUCGUCACAGCGGCGCCAAGCGGCGGGUGGCCACUCACCCGGCAGCCGGAGGGAGGAGCGACAGCCCAGCACGGCGCCUCCGCCGACACGGGCCCGGGACCACUUCACCUUCGAUCCCCCGCUGUCGCCCAAGUCGGCGCGCAGCAGCGAGAAGGCCCGCAGUCACUUCCCAUUCAAGGACGAGCCCCGAGCACAGGCGCAGGCACAAGCACAAGCACAGCAGACGCGGCGCGGCUACAACUCGCACAACGCGGGAUCCACCAACGGAGCAGCGGGAAAAGGAGUUGGAGCCGGAACGGAGGGAGGAAUUGGACCCGGAGGUGGUGGGGGUCGCACUGUGGCGGCUAGCGAGGGCGAUGAGGAGGAUGACGAGCGGAGCGGGGCAAGCGCCGCCAAUCGCAACAAGAAGCUUCGGCCCAGGGAGCGCGACCCAAAUGCUAAUGACAGCUCUCGAACAUACAUAUCCCCCGGAGUUUCGCCAUCGAACAGCCGGCGCAGCAGCCCCAAGCGGGACAAGAAGCGUACCACACCCUCCGCCUCCACGGGCGCCAUCGCCAAGGUCUGCUCGGCGCCGCCCACGAUGAAGGAUGGUCACUUUUUCAGCGCAUCCGGCAAGCAACAGCACCAGCAACAGCACCAGAACCAGCGGCAGACCCCGCAGCAGCUGUCGCCCUCGUCCUCGAUGAGUGCCCAGCAGAGGAAGUACUCCUCGAGCUCCUCCAGCGGGAGCAGCGAGCGCUGUCUGCGCGAGCUGGCGGCGGCGCCUGGCACCAUGUUUCCCUUCGACCGGGAGGCCCUGGACCACGAGAGAAUCCAGAGGGAGUGCUUUGCCCGCAGCUCGUCGACGGCCAGCGCCAGCAGCGACUCGGACGAGGCGGAGAACCGUUCGGUGUACGAGCGGAAGCUGGGGGCAGACAUUUUCCAGCAGUACUCGCGGCUCACCCAACAAGAGCAGCUGCAGCAGCAGCAACAGCAGCGGGAGUGGGAAAGGGAUCGACCACCGUCCCGGAAGAACUCGAAGCGUAUCCGGCCGGACUCGGUGAUCCACACGACCAUCCGGGAGAACCAGCAGUAUGUGCCGCAGUCGGACGCCUUCUACCCCCAGGCCAAAUCCUCCUCCUCGCCCAGCGACCACUCCUACGCGGAGCUGAACAAGUUCGACGACAUAGCCAACAAGUUUGAGCAGAUCCCGCCCAAGCACGGCUCCAGCUCCACCCUCAACCUGCACAUGCCCAGUCCGGGCAGCGAUUCCGGCCAGCAGGCCCUCAGUCCGACGACGGACGCCACCCGAAAGCGCUCCUUCAAGAGCAAGUCGAAGAACAGACCGAAGGGGGAUUACGGUUUCCAGUUGGAGGAGCGUGGCGCCGGGCCCAUCAAUGUGACCGCCAAUCCCAUGGAGGCGGCUGCUGUCUGCAAGCAGCCACGCGCCACCAUCGUUGUCCAACAACCAUCUCUGAGCCUGGACAGCACCGUGGAGACCCUGCUGAUCAAGAACGAGGGCGAUUUCAUCAGCGUGGAGCAGGGCAAGGAGCUGAAUGCCCGCAAACGCAACUCCCAGCAACUGGCCCAUGCCCCCACCCACAGUCAUCAUCAUCACAGCCAUCACCAGCAGCAGGAGCAGCAGCAUCAACAGCAUCAGCAGCAGAAGCAGCAGCACCACCAUCAUCCGCAGCAGCACAAGCGGGACGAGAACAUGAGGCAGCUGCUGGAUGUGACCAAUACGCUCACCAUUGAGGAGCUGCGCGACUUUGAAAUGCGCUACGGCUCGCCCCAUCACAGCCGCUCCCAGUCGGUGAAGAUGCCCGGCAGUCGCGCCUCCGGCAGGCCCAAUCAGCUAUGUCUCCCCCAACAGAGAUCCAGAGUGGCUUCCAUGCCCAACACUGGUGUCGAGGAGGAGUACUACCGCCUGCGCCACUUCUCCAUCACGGGCAAGGGUGUGGUGAACCGCGGCGACUCGCUCAAGAGCCGACGCAGCCGCUCCAACAACAGUGUGGCAAGCUCGAAUUCCAGCACAGAGCACUUGACCGCCCAGCAGCAGCAGCUACAGCUACAGCUGCAGCAGCAGCAACAGCAACAGAUACAGCAGCUGCCUGCUCCCACCUCCAGCUCUGCCAGAACAUCGCUGGCCUCCAGCCGGGAGAGCAGCACCUCCAAUCCGGGCAACGGGCCAUACAGGGUACUCAUGCUGGGGGGUCCGGCCGUGGGCAAGAGUUCGCUGGUCUCGCAGUUCAUGACGUCGGAGUAUCUGCACGCCUACGACACGAGCAUCGAUCUAGGCAACUGUGAUAUACGCAUUCAUAUUGAUAAAGCCGCCGACGAUGAUGAGUCUGGCGAGAAGGCCGUAUCAGUAUUACUCAGUGGCGAGGAAUCGGAAUUGAUAUUCAUCGACCAUGGAUACACUGAAAUGACUCCGGAUGAGUGCUUGACCAACUAUGAUCCUCAUGGCUACUGCGUCAUAUACUCGGCUGCAGACCGUAGCAGCUUCACCGUGGCGGAGCAGGUGCUCCAGGUGCUCUGGACCAAUCAGAACAUUGCGCAGAAAGCAGUCAUAUUGGUGUCGAACAAAUCGGACCUGGCCAGGAGUCGACUGGUUACAUCUGAAGAGGGAAAGGCCAUGGCCACAGCCUACGAUUGUAAAUUCAUCGAGACUUCGGUGGGAAUCAAUCACAACGUGGACGAGCUGCUGGUGGGACUGCUCUCGCAGAUACGCCUCAAGCUGGAGAACCCCGAGAAGUCCAGAGAUCUGUUCCGGAAGCGUUCGAUUAGAAAGUCGAAGCGUCGCGCCUGCUCACCGCUUAACGCUGGCUGCCUGAAUGCCAACAGCCCGCUGGGACCACUGGGCGGGCCUCUGGGCGAGGCCCCCGGCACGCCACCAGGAAGCUCCCAAAGCAGUCCCCGUAAAUAUCGCGGCUCACGAACCUCCACCAGCCUGAAGGUCAAAGGACUGUUGGGACGUGUCUGGACCAGGGAUUCCAAGUCCAAGAGCUGCGAGAAUUUGCAUGUGCUCUAAGCAAUUGGAGGAUGCCCCUCCAUUGCAUAAUGUGCGUUUGUUUUCCAGAAAGAACCAAAGAACGCAACACUAAACCGAAUCCCGAGGAUUUCCUAUAGAGUAUAAGAGGGCGCUGAGCCUCCCAAAAAAUUGCCUAAGUUACAGACUCGAUGACUCAUUUGUACAUAUUGUAUAAUUUUAGUUAAAUCGUAUUCUUUACUCUAGUCAUUUCUACAUUAAAUCCUGUAUAUAGUUUGCUUAAAUAUAAAAACCCUAUUUAUAAUUUCUUAUGCGUUUCGUUUCUCUUUCCAUUGACCCUGAGUUGGAAUCAAUUUUUGAAUUGAUUUACUUUGAUUUACGUGGCUUGAUUUUUUUUAAUUGAGAGAAUUUAAAAACGCAACCCAAUGGAAACCAAAUCAAAAGCAAUAAUUUUGUAAUUUUUGAAAAGUUAAAUUUUACUCCCAAUAGGGGAUUGAGGUAGAAAAUACAUAGUUUUAUGACGAAAUUGUACUGAUUUUUUGAAGGUUUGGCACUUGUUCCGAAUGGAAUGCCGAAUGGAAUUUAUUGUUAAUUAUAUAUGUAUGUAUGUGUAAUGGUAAUUUAAUUGCAUUUUAAAAUUACAAAAUAUAAAUAUGAAUAUGAUUGUUAUUUGAAAACUCUAGAUGUAAUGUUCAACACAUAGCAAGAACAGAAAAAAAAAAAAAAAAUCCAAACAAAACAUGAAUAUUUACUACACAUUGUGCAAUUUUUGCUUACAUAGAAUUAGAAACAUUUUGCCAUAA